Coffea eugenioides is the source of this 1776-nucleotide messenger RNA. RefSeq names its product vacuole membrane protein KMS1-like. The record is from RefSeq and is a predicted model, not a curated record. NCBI's taxonomy places the organism in Eukaryota, Viridiplantae, Streptophyta, Magnoliopsida, Gentianales, Rubiaceae. The transcript is spliced from 9 exons. The coding region runs from base 330 to 1622 and encodes 430 amino acids.
CCUAGAAGUAGUCCAAGAAAAUGACCACUUUUUCUGCUUCGGAGGAUUUCAGCGUCCCGCGUCCGCGUGCGUUGUGUCUGUUUCUUGAAGGAAUCAACCAAUCCAAACAGCAGUUUGACGUUAUUAUUGUUUGAUCCCGAAUAUUUCCAAUCAUUCUCCAGGAUAAUGGUUCCCCAAAAUCCUGGGCAUAUUUUUCCUUUAGAUUGAACUACAUAAUUUUUUUUUAAAAAGCUUUGUGUUUGAACAAAUUCCCCCUUCUUAUAGCAUCGGUUUUCUCUUCAAAAUCUGAUACUUGGUGGGGGGAAAGAUCCCAACUUUUCCGGCAAAAAAUGGCGUCCCACGAAGAACAACAGAAAGAAACCAUCUUCUCAUCGUCGUCAUCCUCUUCUUCAUCUUCUUCUUCGUCUGAUCAAUCUUCUAUAUUAGAACUUCGUGACAAGCAUCAGAAGGAGCUGGAGAAUCUGACAUUGAUGAUACAGCCACUGAAGACAUUUAAGUUCUUUGUUCUUGCUGUUGUUAAUUGCCUUCAGCAACCAAUACUUUACAUUUCUGCCAAGAGAAGUUGGUUUGUCUUCAUAAGUAUCCUUGCCGUGGGUGGUGGAGUAUUGAUCAGAACCCUUUGGAGGCCAGAUGAAGAGUAUGUUCUGGAAAUUGGCAAGUAUCUCGAGUAUGGAACCUGGUGGUUGGCUCUAGGUGUAGCAUCAUCAAUUGGUCUUGGGUCUGGUUUGCACACCUUUGUUUUGUACUUGGGUCCUCACAUUGCAUUGUUUACAUUGAAGUCUGUGCAAUGUGGACGGUUCGACAUAAAAAGCGCUUUAUAUGAUACAAUCCAGUUCAGAAGGGGUCCUUCAUGGCUGGAUACUGAUUGCUUAACAUAUGGACCCUCAUUGUUCCCUUUACCUGGUUCACGGGUUCCAUUGACCAGCAUAUUGCAUCAGGUUGAACUGGAGGCUAUGCUAUGGGGAGUUGGGACUGCACUUGGAGAGCUUCCCCCAUAUUUCAUUUCUAGAGCAGCAUAUAUAUCUGGUAGGAAGCUUGAAGUCAUGGAAGAUGUGAAUGCUUCUUCAGAAGGAGAUUGUGGAAUUGUUGCAAAUCAUCUAAGUCAAAUGAAGAAGUGGCUCCUUUCACACUCAAAACAUUUGAACUUCUUCACAAUUUUGGUUCUUGCUUCGGUGCCAAAUCCUCUGUUUGACCUAGCCGGUAUAAUGUGUGGACAACUUGGUAUCCCGUUCUGGAAAUUUUUUACUGCAACCCUGCUUGGAAAGGCAAUAAUUAAGACUAACAUUCAGACAUGUUUUAUAAUAUCAGUUUGUAACAAUCAACUUUUGGACUUGAUUGAAACUAAAUUAAUUUGGUUUCUGGGCCUUGUCCCUGGAGUUGCUUCUGUCUUGCCCAACCUUGUGGCAAAGCUCCAUUUUGUCAGAGAAAAAUAUAUGGAAGCCUCUCCUCUCACUCCGUCCAAUGCCAAGGUGAAGAAGUGGAAUAUUUCCUUGGCUUCAUUUUGGAACUCUGUUGUACUGCUCAUUCUUUUGAAUUUUUUGGUGAAAAUUAUAAAUGGAACAGCCCAGAGUCAUAUGAAGCAACAACAUGACAAGGAAAUGGCUCAGCUGGAAACCAACUGAGAUGUAAACAAUAGGGCAAUGAUUGGAAGUUGGAACGUCUGAUUAAUUCUCUUUUGGGCUGUCAAGCUACAGUCAAUUCAGUUGCCAAUGUAUAUAGGAUAAUCUGUACUUUGACAUCGUUACUUAAUACUAUCAUGCCCUUUUGUUGUGUGGA